Molecule: messenger RNA, 1413 nt
Organism: Schistosoma margrebowiei
Lineage: Eukaryota; Metazoa; Platyhelminthes; Trematoda; Strigeidida; Schistosomatidae
Source: the annotation of a GenBank genome assembly
AUGAACAUUUUAUCAGUAGUAUAUAAUGUUGAAGUAUUGUCAAAUCGAUCUCCAUCUGUUGAUAAACCUAAAGUUCAACAAUCAUCUGAUCAACUUACUGGCAUUGGAAAAACUGAAGUGGAUAUUAAAAUUACUGAAGCUUUAUUGGCAAAUGCAAAAAAAGAUCAACCGAUGAAAUGGAAUCCUAUUUAUGAAGAUCCUCAAUCAAAUCAAUACAUACAACUAACUAUUACUAUCCGUCGCUUGAUUAGAAAAUUGGUUAAACUGGCUAUUCCACCAGGAUCCGAUGAUGGAACAUUUGGAAAAAUUAUACUUUCUAAAGCAAAUAUUCAGUUUUCAGAAUCUAAAGUGUUUCAUGGAGUGGUAGCCGCGCUGUCAGCGAAGUUUUUAUAUUCUAAUGCACAAAAACUAAAUAUCGAUUCAAUAAUGGAUAAGUUAAAAUCUGAUUAUGUUCGUAAUAACGAAAUAUCAUCCUUGAAAAUCACCCAACUUAAAGUGAAUGUUACAACAGAAAACGUGGAACAGACCGAUUCAUCUGAACAACCAACAACUGAACUGCAAGCAGUGAACACAGACGAAAGUUUGUCAUCACAAAAUGUACUGCCCGAGGACGAAGUUACCACUGCCAAUGUGACAGGUGGACAGCAAGACGGAGGGAGCACAACACAGACGGAAACAGAAACAAUAAGUCAUUCAAUGCCUCCACCAACUGAGCAUCCAUCAAUUGAAGUUACAACAGAAAACGUGGAACAGACCGAUUCAUCUGAACAACCAACAACUGAACUGCAAGCAGUGAACACAGACGAAAGUUUGUCAUCACAAAAUGUACUGCCCGAGGACGAAGUUACCACUGCCAAUGUGACAGGUGGACAGCAAGACGGAGGGAGCACAACACAGACGGAAACAGAAACAAUAAGUCAUUCAAUGCCUCCACCAACUGAGCAUCCAUCAAUUGAAGUUACAACAGAAAACGUGGAACAGACCGAUUCAUCUGAACAACCAACAACUGAACUGCAAGCAGUGAACACAGACGAAAGUUUGUCAUCACAAAAUGUACUGCCCGAGGACGAAGUUACCACUGCCAAUGUGACAGGUGGACAGCAAGACGGAGGGAGCACAACACAGACGGAAACAGAAACAAUAAGUCAUUCAAUGCCUCCACCAACUGAGCAUCCAUCAAUUGAAGUUACAACAGAAAACGUGGAACAGACCGAUUCAUCUGAACAACCAACAACUGAACUGCAAGCAGUGAACACAGACGAAAGUUUGUCAUCACAAAAUGUACUGCCCGAGGACGAAGUUUCCAAUCAUCAAAAUCUUGUUCAUUCAAACGAUUUUUUAGUUCCGCAUUACGAAUGUCAAACUUCUCUGAAUCAAUCUUCUAAUUGUGAUAAUUCUUCUGAUACAGGUUAG